This is a messenger RNA of Stegodyphus dumicola, 2718 nucleotides long. RefSeq names its product Establishment of cohesion (gene eco). The record is from RefSeq and is a predicted model, not a curated record. NCBI's taxonomy places the organism in Eukaryota, Metazoa, Arthropoda, Arachnida, Araneae, Eresidae. Gene Ontology annotation, biological process: mitotic sister chromatid cohesion. Gene Ontology annotation, cellular component: nucleus; chromatin. Gene Ontology annotation, molecular function: protein-lysine-acetyltransferase activity.
UCUUGUGGCAACGUUUAAAUUCCCGCGAACUUUUUUGCGAAAUUUCGAAUGCGAUCUGAUUUAGCUUAACACGAAAGUUAAGAUUACACGUAUUUUUAUCGAGUACGAGCUUUUAAUGAUCCAUGAACUUUUAGCAGACUUCGUAUAAUGAAGAACCAGAGUAUAAAUACUAGGGAAUAUGUAAAUAAUGUCGACAAUUUUUAUUCUCCUUUAUGUAAAUCGGGUUAUUUGACGCCUUUGCAGAGGAAGAAGUUAAGGGAGUUGAGGAAAGUGGAUUUGUCAUUGGAAUGUCCUAUUUCAUCGGAUCAAAAUUCUGAACGUAUACGUAAAAAAACGAAAAAUUCGUUAGGACAGUUUAAGAAGACAUCUCAUUUUCCAAAAAGAAAGCAUUCAUUGCUCACUAAAGCAAAAUACAUCUCUCAUGCUCCAAAAAAAGAAAAUAACCCUCAAUUACAUUGUGCCAUAACUCACCUUCUGGAAAAAAGGACUGUUGCUUGUAAAGAUCGUAAAUUUUUUAGGAGUCGCUCUCCUGACCAUCUUGAAAAAACUAAUAUCACUAUACCAUUAUGGGAAAAAAAUCUUCGCCUAGAUUCAACUUCUGUGGUGCAACUGGACAAUGGUAAGAAAUUGUGCUAUUCAGAAUUGAAUGAUAAAAAAGAUGAAGAGAGAGUUUGUGAAAAUGAUACCCCUAUACCUGAGAAAUGUAAAUUUGUGAAUAAGAAACUUCCAUCAGAAUUUUCUAAUGAGAGAAUGCAAUUAUCAUCAGUUGAAAAUAGAGAAUUUCCAACAGCAGAACAUUCCAAAAAAGUGCCAAGUAAGCAGAAUGUAAGUACAGGUUCAAAAGAAAAUUCUAACCCAUUUGAAUUUGAAUUUGACUGGCCACCAGAUGAAGUCUUAUUAGAAAGACAAAACAGGGAAAGAGAAAUUUAUAAAAGACGACUUAUGCAGCAUACUCUGAAUGUUCGAGUAAAUGAUAAGAAUAAUAAAAAUGCAUCUGAAAAUUCAAGUUCUGUAAAGUUAUAUCCUAUAUUUCUUCAUUCUAAAAUAUCUGAUGAAGGAACUGAAGCAAAAAGGGUAAAUUAUAAAAAGACAGCAAACUGCUUAAAAGAUGCAGCUAAAGCUAGUGAUCAGUUAAUUAUUGAUGCUGGCCAGAAAGACUUUGGGCCUAAACUCUGUGGCACCUGUGGCAUGGUAUUUUCUGCUGGUGAAGAAAAUGAUGAAACUGUCCAUGCAAAAUAUCAUGAUAUGUAUCUUAUCAAUCUCAGAUUUCCUGGCUGGAAGAACGAACAUGUGGUAGGAGAAUAUACAGACGGCCGCAUUAUUAUGGUUACAAAAGAAAGUAAAAACUUCAUGCUAAAAAAAGUGAAAGAAAUUUUAGUUAUUGCUAAUAGGGACUUAGGUUUUCCUUCUGAUAGUUUCCCAGUAAGGCCAAAUGCAACUUUUUUGUUGUUUAUUUCAAAUGAUAAAAGAGUUGCUGGAUGUGUGGUUGGUGAAACUAUUACUUCAGCAUGCCGCGUUAUUCUGGAUACAAGAAAAAAUUCUAUAACUUGUGAGAGUAAAGAAAAAGAACUAAACAAUGUUUGGAAGAUAGGUAACUGGUGCUGCAGUUCUGAGGCAGUUCCUGCUAUUUGUGGAGUUAAUCGCAUUUGGGUUGCUAAAGAAUAUAGGCGCCGCAAAAUAGCAUCCCGUUUGAUGGAUUGUUUGAGGUGUCAUUUUGUAUAUGGGUAUGUUGUUGGCAUACGAGAAUUGGCAUUUACAGAUCCUUCUCCUGAUGGAAGAGAGUUUGCAGCUGCUUACACUGGAACAGAUAAUUUUCUUGUCUAUAAAUAAUUAUAGAAUUGUUCUUUAAGAAAAUUUCGGUUUUUAUUUAUUUCAUUUUUGAAUUUUUAUUCCAGGCUAUUUUGAACAGUGAUUGUAUUAAAUUUUGUACUAUAUAACGUUAAUGAGGCUAUUUUGAGCUGUAAUUGUAUUAAAUUUUGUACUGUAUAAAAUAUAUGUAUUAAUUUAAUAUAUUAAUUUGAAUUACUAUGCAUCAGGAUUUUUCUGGACUACUUUAAGAUUUUGUUCCAUAGAUUUUAUUGUGUAUCAUUCAAAUAUAAAUUUGUAAAAAUAGCUUUGGUUUUAUUUUUUAGAUACUUUCUUUUUAUCUGAUGUGAUUAUAAUUAUAAUGACUGUGAUUUCAUUUGAAAUCUGAAGCAAAGGCAUUUAAAAUGUAUAUGAAUGUUCAAAAUUUUUUAUGGACAUAAUAUUAUCUUAUUAAAUUCUGAAUGGGUUGAGGAGAGGGAAGAACUAUGCUAUAGUAGAAUUAGUAUUGAAAAUAGAAAGCUGUAAAGAAUUAUUUAAUUAUAUUAUACCCAUUUUAAGUUGAUCAAUAACAUUCACAUCAAGCCAUUUUAAAUAACACUGUGAUCGCUCACAUAGUUCAAUACUAUAAUUUCUCUGUACCAUUACUGACAUAUUUUAUGUAAAUCCAUGCAUAAAAACAUUUUAUAAUUUUCUGGCAUCUAGGUAUACUUUUGGUUAACUGAAUUUUUCAGAAAUAACAUGGUGCUUUUUAACUGUUUUAAAUAUGAUUAAAAUAGGAUCUGAACAUUAAAUUUAAUAACUUUUGGAAACUAUUUUUAUAUGUAUGUUUCUUAAUUAUUCAUUAAAGUGAUUAACCUUGCAAAGUUGUAUACAUGUAAUUUGUUCUUUUCAAUAAAGAGUUUAUGAAAUGAA